Molecule: messenger RNA, 1267 nt
Organism: Nematostella vectensis (starlet sea anemone)
Lineage: Eukaryota; Metazoa; Cnidaria; Anthozoa; Actiniaria; Edwardsiidae
Product: contactin-6
Exons: 5
Coding region: 374-1267 (297 amino acids)
Biological process (GO): cytokine-mediated signaling pathway
Cellular component (GO): signaling receptor complex; external side of plasma membrane
Molecular function (GO): cytokine binding; cytokine receptor activity
Source: RefSeq, a predicted model, not a curated record
AUCCGCCAGUCCGCUGAAAUAAUCAUCGAAAUCCGUAAACCAUGGGCAUUUCGGGGCCGAAUCCGCUUAUCCGCGAACCUAUUCACCCCCUAUUCACCGAGCUGAAAUUGCCUUGGACUGUUAAAAUCUCUCUAUGUAUAACAUAGUUCUUUUGAAGUUUACUUUUGAACAGAAAAUAAAUUCUAUUUUUUCGGUUAUAAAACCCGUUUUAAAAAUUGUAAACAUAUAUUUCUCUCCGUUCGUCACCUCCUGCAUCCCCUAGCUAAAUUUAGCAAACUCCUCCUCCCCGAGUUAGUUAACUAACAAACUGCCAAUUAGUUUUAAUUAGUUGCCGAACGGUCGUAAAGCCAUAAACUAUGGUAUCUGUCUGAAAAUGUCUCAAGUCUCCACCCAAACGUUGCCGUCGCUGCGUUUUCUAGUGGCCAUGGUUGUUGGCACUUUUAUUGGGACAUCAGCGGUCACGAAGACAUGCCCUCCUAACGUUCCCCCGCUCAACCUGAACGGGACCAGCAUCAAUUCAACCGCGCUAAGAAUCACAUGGUCUCCUACCAAUUGCUCCGGCCAUAUAUACGGAGUCGAAAUCCAAACCAAAGUAGAGUACCAGUUGAAGAUGACACAGUGUACGACGGAGUUCAUAUUUGCUGGCUUGAGGCCGAACACCAAGUACAGGCUGAAGCUAUUUCUCUACUCGCCUGAUGGAGAAAUCAAGAUAUCUGAUGGACCUUCAAUAAACGUGACAACUAUUGAUGGAGUGCCAACUGUCUCGCCUAAUGGUGUCAUAGCAAAAGUCCUAAACUCCACAGCAAUUGAACUCUCAUGGAAUCGGAUCCAGGCGGAUCAAAUGAACGGGAAGCACCUUGGAUACGAAGUUUACUAUAAGCAAUGCCACUCGUCAACGCCUUUGAUACAGUACAUUCCUCACGUCGAUGACGACCUGCGCCUGUCAGCAAACGUCAGCGGUCUUCGCCCAUACACAUGUUAUAGUAUUGGGGUCGCUGGAAGGACACGGUCAGGGACUGGGCCUACUAGUGGGCCUUUUCGAGCUACAACUGAGCUUUCAGUACCCGGAGUCUACCCACCGUCCUUGUCUGUGUAUAACACAAGCUCCACUUCCCUGAUAGCUCACUGGGCAGCAGUACCGCUGGCUCAGCAUCAUGGUCCAGGGGUACACUACAAGAUCAUGUGGCGGCAUAUGAUGACUAACAUGACAGGUGUCAUGGUAACCGGGGCAAACUGCCCUCUUCAGGCCAACAUUACUAAGCUGUAG